Molecule: messenger RNA, 1605 nt
Organism: Lonchura striata (white-rumped munia)
Lineage: Eukaryota; Metazoa; Chordata; Aves; Passeriformes; Estrildidae
Source: RefSeq, a predicted model, not a curated record
AUGGAGGCGGGCGAGCGGCGGCGGCUGCGGCGGGAGGCGGCUGAGUAUUACCGAGGGCAGCGGGUGCCGGAGCGGAUGGAGGACGUGCUGAACGCCCUGUUCCCGCUGCCCCCCGCGGAUCUCUACGGGGAGCUGGCUAACUACUUUUCUAAAUUUUCAAAAGCUCCAGUAAUAUGCAAAUUAGUUGGAAGAAAAGUUCUUGAUGGAGUUGGUCAGCCAACACUAGAAGUCGAAAUAUACUGUACAGUUAAAAACUAUGAGAAGAGGAUUUGUUCAACUGUAAUGGCUACUCAUUCUCAAAUACCUGAAAAUGCUUUACCUGAAACAAUUGAAGCUGAUGCAAAAGAAAGAAAUGACUCUGUUCAUACUGCUGUGCAAUGGGUCAAUGAAGCACUGAACACAAUGUUAAGGGACUUGGACCCUACUGACCAGUGUCAAGCAGAUAAGAUGCUUGGUUGGUUUAGACAGGAGGUUAUUAUUCUUCAGAGAAAGAAGGUGUCAGCAGAAGUGAAUCCCAUCCCACCUGCAGAACCUGCUGAACCAGUGCUGCGUGGCAGCUUGGCCAUUGGGGGAACAUCACUUGCCAUAGCAAAGGCUGGGGCCACCAUUAGCCGUGUCCCGUUGUACUUACAUACUGCACUGCUGAAACACAAUCAGGAGUCACCUAAAGAAAUGACUCUACCACUCCCAAUGGUAACUGUGUUGAACUGUGAGAAAAAAUUACCUACAAAACUGAAAUUAGUCAAAGAAGUUAUGCUUAUACCACCAGUUGAGUUAUCACUCCAGCAGGGAAUAGAAAGAGUUCUGGAUAUUCAGAAAGAAAUCACAAGACUGUUUGAGUCUCCAGCCAAAAGGCCACCACCCUUAAAAAGAAUAUCACAUUUAGGCUGCCUGACAAUAGGAUAUGAUAAUCUAGAACAACUACUACUCCAAUUGCAAACAGCUUGCAACAAUAUAGGUCUGGAGCUGGGAAUAGACAUGUACUUAGCAAUAAAUUUUGCUGCUCAUGAAUUAAUGGAUUAUGGUAAAGGAAAAUACGAAAUACUCACUGGAACAUUCAAAACUCCUGAUGAAAUGGUUGCCAUGUAUGUGGAAAUGAUUGAUAAUUUUCCUUUUAUUAUUGCAUUAAUAGAUCCCUUAAGAAAAGAGGACAGAGACCAGUGGAGUAGCAUCUGUUGUGCCCUUGGUUCCAAAUGCUACCUGAUUGCUGAAGAUGCUGCCACGCAAAUUUCCAAACUCACAACCGACCAAAACAUAAACAUAGCAAUGUGCAGUGGUGUUGUCCUAAAAUACACGAACCAAACCAAGGUGUCAGACCUCAUAGAACUCACUGGAGUUCUGCACGGUCAAAGACGUGUUACCAUAUUAGGAAGUCCAGAUAGAGAAUCUUCAGAUGAGAGCCUCGUGGAUCUGGCUGUGGGCCUGGGUGCCAGGUUCCUCAAGUUGGGAGGUCUCUCCCGCGGAGAAAGGGUGGCCAAAUACAACCGGCUGCUGGCUAUAGAGGAGGAACUGGCCGCGAAUGGAGCGCUGCGUACGAGCUUCUUUCUUACUUUGUUUUCAGCCUGCCAUGAAUACGGGCACAAAGAUUGGAGGGAGAAUGAUUGA